This is a messenger RNA of Oppia nitens, 1068 nucleotides long. Its product is annotated as oxalate decarboxylase OxdD-like. The coding region runs from base 1 to 1068 and encodes 355 amino acids. Gene Ontology annotation, cellular component: cell wall. Lineage: Eukaryota; Metazoa; Arthropoda; Arachnida; Sarcoptiformes; Oppiidae. The record is from RefSeq and is a predicted model, not a curated record. The transcript has a single exon. Gene Ontology annotation, biological process: oxalate metabolic process.
AUGAGUGUAUGGCCACCGAAAACGGAUAAUGGUGGACAGCCACCAUUUAAAUACCCGUUUUCGUUUGCGCACCGAUCCGUCUAUGGUGGUGGUUGGACACGACAAGUGACUGUAAGAGAUUUUGCAAUAUCCAUAAAGAUGGCCGGAGUCCAGAUGCGACUCAUCAGGGGUGGCGUACGUGAGCUUCAUUGGCACGUACAGUCCGAAUGGGCCUAUACCAUAUCGGGAACGUGCCGUAUAACAGCAGUGGAUCAGGAGGGCCGAGCUUUUAUCGAUGAUGUCAGUGCUGGCGAUCUUUGGCUAUUUCCGGGCGGUAUUCCUCACUCAAUACAGGGCAUCGGAAAAGAAGGUUGUUUUUUCUUGUUGGUCUUCAAUGAUGGCAACUUCAAUGAGUUCACCACAUUUUUGUUAAGUGAUUGGAUGAGACACAUACCUAAGGAUGUGUUGGCCAAAAACUUUGAAGUGCCGGCCUCGACGUUCGGCAAUUUGACUCACGAGGAACUGUAUAUUUUUCCUGCCCAAUUACCCCGAUCAUUGCUGACUGAGCAGCAAGAGGUUAGUCAAGAGACUGGUUUUGUACCCGAAACGUAUGCCUUCUUUGCGAGUCAAAUGCCGCCUAAUGUUACACGACUUGGCGGUGAAGUGCGUAUAGUAGACGCCCGUAAUUUUCCCAUCACUAGUACGGGAAACAUAUCUGCAGCUAUAGUAACACUAAAACCGGGUGGACUGCGGGAACUUCAUUGGCAUCCAAAUGAUGACGAAUGGACUUACUUUGUUAAAGGAAAGGCACGAAUGGGUGUGUUUGCCGCCGCAGAAAUGGCCCGCACUAUGAACUUUCAAGAGGGAGAUGUCGGGUAUAUACCGAUAUCACAGCCUCAUUGGAUUGAAAACAUAGGCGACGAGGAUGUCAUCUUUUUGGAGGUAUUUCCCACACGAUAUUUCGAGGACGUCUCACUGGCCCAAUGGUUGGCGCAUACACCUAGUCGUCUGGUUAACCAACACAUCAGUACUGGAGAAGCGUUUAUUACGUCUAUUGAAAAGUUCAAAGCAGUUAUCAGACCGCUAUAA